Molecule: messenger RNA, 3093 nt
Organism: Macadamia integrifolia
Lineage: Eukaryota; Viridiplantae; Streptophyta; Magnoliopsida; Proteales; Proteaceae
Product: proline-rich receptor-like protein kinase PERK15
Exons: 8
Coding region: 447-2645 (732 amino acids)
Biological process (GO): protein phosphorylation
Molecular function (GO): ATP binding; protein kinase activity
Source: RefSeq, a predicted model, not a curated record
CUGCUUCAGUGAUCAGUCCGGAGUCCGGAGUCCGGAACAGGGAAAUAAAAAUCGAACAAACACGAAAAAGUAAUUUCGUUUUAGGCUUUCUUCCGUUCCCCUCAAGGAUUUCUUAGCUCCAAUUUCUGAGAAACUCAUUACAGCAGAGCAAAAUCACCACCAAGAGUUCGAAAAAUCCAGCUCUUAAGAACUACAUGGGAUUGAAACCUCUGUUCUUCCGUCUUUACGGUCUUUCGAUUCAUCCAUUUCGAGCUUAUCUUCCAUUUGAAUCGCCACCUUUCGAUAUUUUUUCUUUGAGAGUUGGCGAUGGCUGGUGCUUCUGUUCUUAUUCUAUCUGUUUUUGAACCCUUUUCGGAUUCCAGUGCUUUCACUCUUACAGUGGACGAUCUCAUUGGCGCUUUCUUGAAAUCACAUAGAUCUGGAGUAUUCGUAUUUUUGCAGCGUCUAUGAUGUCUGAUUUCGCAGUUACAUUAUCGAUUUCUGAAGGUGUAUUGAAAAAGGUUCAAUGGUUUUUGCUGGAAUAUUUGCUCCUUUUGUCUUGCACGGCAUUUAUUCUUGAUGCUCAAACUCCUAACUUCUCACCACAAGCUCAUGUUGCUGCGCCCCCAGUUCCAGUUCUUCCCUUGACUGCUAAUAUUCCACACUUUAAACAUGCUCAUCAAAAACAUUUUUCACCACGUGCUGCUCCUUCGCCUGUGCCGCCACCAUCUGUCCCUCCAGAUUAUGGCUCAAUAACAACUUCUGGUCAUCCCUCUUCAAGUUCACAGCUAUCAAAACCGUCAAUGAAAAGUGGCCAAUUACCAGCUUCCCAUGCAGGCCUUCUACCUCCCCGCUUGGCAGAUGUUGCCCCGAUGCAUUCCAACACUGGUUCUGUUCGUCCUGGUUUAGCUGAACCACCAUUGACUCCUAAAGUUGCUGACUGCUGUGGACCAGACAUGGUGCCUAAAAGAGGGAGUCGUGCUUGCCGUUGUGUAUAUCCAAUCAAACUUGAUCUUCUCCUUUUGAAUGUUUCCCUUAGCACGAAUUGGAGUCCUUUUCUGGAAGAACUGGCUUCUCAGCUUGGUUUGCGAGUUUCUCAGUUUCAGAUCAUCAACUUUUAUGUACUUGGCUUAUCAAGAUUGAAUAUAUCAAUGGAUAUUACUCCACAUACAGGGAUCAGUUUCUCUGGCAGUGAAGUAUAUGCAAUAAAUACAUCUCUCGCUAUGCGUAAGAUUCAUCUUGACCCCACUCUUGUGGGUGACUUCAUUCUUCUUAACUUGACCUGGUUCAAGCCACCAGUUCCUUCUCAAGCUCCAGCUGCAGCCAUGUCACCUCUUGCUCGCCAAGCUCAUUUGCCCUCACCUAAAACACCGUUUAUCACUGCUAACAGGAGGAAAGGCCCGAGUUUGAUUCUCAUUCUCGGUAUUGUUGUUGGCAUCCUGAUUAUCGUCUCUGUAUCUCUGCUAGUAAUAUACUCAUGCACAUUUUGUCAAGGAAGGAAGAGAGCACUUCCUGUAGAAACUGCAAAAUCAAGGACCAUAGAUCCAGUUCCAACUGGAGGAUCUCUUCCGCACCCCACCAGUACCCGGUUUAUUGCAUAUGAAGAACUUAAAGAAGCAACAAAUAACUUUGAACCAGCAAGCGUGCUUGGAGAGGGUGGUUUCGGCAGGGUUUUCAAAGGAGUCUUAAGUGAUGGUACAGCUGUUGCAAUCAAGAAACUUACUAAUGGAGGACAACAGGGCGAUAAAGAGUUCUUAGUUGAGGUGGAGAUGCUUAGCAGACUACAUCACCGUAAUCUGGUGAAGCUUGUGGGAUACUAUAGCAGUCGUGACCUUUCACAGAAUCUCCUCUGUUAUGAGCUCAUCCCAAAUGGGAGCUUAGAGGCCUGGCUCCACGGUCCCUUAGGAGUGAAUUGUCCUCUGGACUGGGAUACCAGAAUGAAGAUUGCCCUUGAUGCUGCAAGAGGGCUUGCCUACCUACAUGAAGACUCACAACCCUGUGUCAUCCACAGGGAUUUCAAGGCAUCUAAUAUUCUUCUUGAAAACAACUUUCAUGCUAAAGUUGCAGAUUUUGGGCUGGCCAAACAGGCACCUGAAGGCUGUGCAAACUAUCUGUCUACACGUGUAAUGGGCACAUUUGGGUAUGUAGCACCUGAGUAUGCCAUGACCGGACAUCUCCUGGUAAAGAGUGAUGUAUACAGCUACGGAGUUGUUCUUCUUGAGUUGCUGACUGGAAGGAAGCCUGUGGAUAUGUCACAACCAUCUGGCCAGGAGAACCUUGUGACAUGGGCCAGGCCAAUCCUUAGAGAUAAGGAUCGAUUAGAAGAGCUUGCUGAUCCAAGGCUUCUGGGUAAGUACCCGAAGGAGGACUUCGUACGUGUUUGCACAAUCGCGGCAGCUUGUGUUGCACCAGAGGCAAGCCAACGUCCCACCAUGGGCGAAGUGGUUCAGUCCCUUAAAAUGGUGCAACGCAUCAUGGAGUAUCAGGAUUCCAUGUUAACCACCACCAACACACGUGCGAACCUCAGGCAGUCGUCUACUACCUAUGAGUCAGAUGGGACUUCAUCAAUGUUCUCCUCUGGUCCAUUCUCCAGUUUUAGUGCAUUUGACAAUGAUAACAUCUCUCGGACGGCAGUAUUAUCAGAAGACCUGCAUGAAGGACGGUGAGACUCUUUCGAUAACUCUUCCUGCUGAGAGAAUCUAUCAAAGAUUGGGGGGACAGUCCAAUCUAGGACUCCAAAGAAUCAGGGAAGUAGAAGAUAGCAGUCCACAUGAGAAGGGGGACUUCAAAAAUGAAAGAAACUUUGGGAUGAUUGGUUCUUACCUUACCUUUUUCUCCCCAACCCCCCCCCCCCUCCCUAUCUUCUUCCUUAUUGGUGCUGGGGUUGCUGGUCAUUCUGGUGGAGAAGCCUUUUAGUUUUUCAGUCAAUGGCGGGUUCUCUUCUAAUGACAUUGUAUAUAUUCUGGGCAACUUUUCAUUCUUUGGAUUUGCCUGCAAGGGGUUUCUUUCUUUCAUUAUAUCUUUUUUCUUUCAUUGGUAUACUAUUUACUGCUCUGAUGGAUUCUGUUUUCUUACAUUGUGAUGAUCUAAAGGGAAGCCUUGUGUUUGGAAUCA